GCUAUGAGAGAAACAAAAUAUAGACUGUGAUAUAUGAAUUUUGAUGAUUGUACUCUUAGCAGUGAUGUUUGUACCGUCAGCUAUAAAAGGGAAUUUACUUCACUUGUGGCAAACGAGGUGGACGAAACCCGCCAUAAACAAACAAUGUUGUUACGCCGCUGCCAUUUAAUUGCAGUACCAUUCUCAACCCCUUCGCCACCACUUCCACGGCGGCGGUCGCCGCCGUGGCUCCGCCGCCCCUUCCCUCUACUUCCUUCCCGUCUCUCACAAUCUCCUCACACCACCAUUUCCGCCCUCUCCUUCACUUCCGGUAGCUGUCAAGCCUCCUCCGACGGUGAACUCAGUGAGAAUUUCCCUUCGAAACAAGGUCCUUUAAAACCCGGGCUAUAUCUUGUCGGAACGCCUAUCGGGAAUCUCGAGGACAUAACUUUAAGAGCCCUUCGAGUUUUGAAAUCCGCUGAUGUCAUACUUUCCGAAGAUACUAGGCAUUCGGGAAAGUUGCUUCAACACUAUAAUAUCAAAACUCCACUUUUAAGCUAUCACAAGUUCAACGAAUCGCAACGAGAGCAAGUUGUGCUCAAUAGAUUGCAAGAUGGAGAAAUCGUAGCACUGAUAAGCGAUGCUGGGAUGCCAGGCAUAAGUGAUCCUGGUUCAGAUCUCGCGAAAGUGUGUGUAGAAAAACAUAUACCCGUGAUUCCUGUCCCCGGUCCAUCUGCUUUAGUAGCUGCUCUCUCUGCGUCUGGUUUGCCGACAAAUGAGUUCACAUUUGUUGGAUUUCUCCCGAAACAUGCUGCAACGAGAAGGGAGAGGCUGGUGGUUUCUGCGAAUAACGCAACGACUCAGGUUUUCUUCGUUCCUCCUCAUAAGCUAUGCCAGUUUCUAGAAGAGGCGUCUUCGAUUUUCGGACCGUCUAGGCGUUGUGUCGUUGCUCGGGAGAUAACCAAACUGUAUGAAGAAUUUUGGCGAGGUACUAUCGUGGAAGCCAUAGAAGCAUUCUCAGUUCGUCAACCUAAGGGUGAGAUCACACUUUUGAUUGAAGGCGCAACGGUUGUUGAGGAUGAAAUUCUCUCCGAUUCUCAAUUGGAAAACGAGUUGGGCGAAUUGAUUUCCAAAGGGCAUAGUCUCUCUAUGGCAGUGAAGUUGGUGGCAUCAGGUACAUCCAUGAAAAGGAAAGCAAUAUAUUCUGUGGCCCUCGAGAAAUUCGGCAAACUCGCACAACAACAUGAUUCUGAUGAUAAAUACUGAUUUGUUUUUUUUUUUUUGGGUAACUCAUGAAACAAUGUUUAUCACCACAACAAAUCGAACUAGUCUUCAAUCUUUCGUUUGCAGGAAAUUGUUCGUAAUUUCCGAACCGACUUCUUUGCCCGAGUGAUAGCUGACCAGAUUAUUGAUUUAUGAUUUAGGUAAUAAUUUGCCGUUAGUUUUAACAGAGACUGUAUGUAUAAUUACUGAUUUCUGUAUGUAUAUACGCAAUGGUGUUUGUGUACAAAAGAGGAAAUAAAAGAAUGAAGCAGAAAUGUAGG
This is a messenger RNA of Erythranthe guttata (spotted monkey flower), 1523 nucleotides long. RefSeq names its product Tetrapyrrole (Corrin/Porphyrin) Methylase. The record is from RefSeq and is a predicted model, not a curated record. Gene Ontology annotation, molecular function: methyltransferase activity. NCBI's taxonomy places the organism in Eukaryota, Viridiplantae, Streptophyta, Magnoliopsida, Lamiales, Phrymaceae.